UUUCCACACUGCACCAUAAGUCAGGACACAGCGCUCAGUUUAACAUCAGGUCACGCAGUCCCAAUGGGCAAUGAACAUGUUCUCGCCCCUGGCUCCCAUUGCCAGUGAUUCUACGACGACAUCUGUUUAUUCGCGCCGAUAAUGGCUACUGUCCGAUCCCUUGGCCUUCACCAGCCCUCGGCCAUACCUUUUCUCGUCGCAGAGGGAUUACUGCCUCCCGAUCCGUCCGAUAAUCACUAUGCAUGGUUGACUAGUGUCGAUACAGGCCAGAAUGGCGCCGUCGAGGAUGAGAUCGUUUGGACGAAGACUUGCGUAGUCUGGUCUCGAGCAAGGACUGUGCAGAGGGUGUACCGGCUAGAUCUUGAAAAGGAGGAGAUCAGGCAUGCUCUUCUGACAAACUUUUCGGUUAGUCAGUUGAAUAGACCCAAUGGCAAGGUUUCUCCAGCGACGAAUGAGGGCCUUUUUCGAAAAAACAACGAUCCCGGCCGAGGUCGUGGUUCACAAGGUCAACAGGAUGGGGAAGAAUCGAGACUAGAAACCACAGGAGUGACCUUGAAUAUACGUGGACGAGGUGCUCAAGGAGCCAAUGACUUCGAAUCGACUAGAGCGUUGGUUGUGGUCCUAAAAUCUCAAGCCCAUAUCUUCUUCCUGGCGGGCAACAGUCAUGUCGUUCCAUUACCAUUCGAGGUGGAUUCAGUAUUCGCAACCCCCAAGGGUCUUUUAUUUCAGAGAAAAAUGUACGAGGAGGACAAUAAAGAUACGAGUCUCUACCCAAUGGCGCCGCCCAACUCGUUCAUGUCGUCGUUACCUACAACAGUGGACUUGCGCAUAUCCCAAUCUCUAGAAGUCCCUUCUAGAGGCAAAAGACCGUCGUUGACUGUAUCCCCUGCUCAAGGCACUGGUCUAAGGUCGCCGCACAAACAGCCCGAACUACCUAGGGUGUUCUCCCUCAUGGACCCGCAUUCAGAAAUGGGACUCGUUGUGACCAACCAGACAUCUCGUUUUCUACAAAGUAGUAUUACCAGCGGACCUUCUGGGUUGGACGUAUUGGGCGCAGCGGAUGAGAUCAUUUAUGUCUCUUCCAGAGACGAGCUCUUAGAGUCUAAUAGGAAUCUAAUUAACGGUCCCCUAAUUCUAGUGUUGACCGUCAAUGUCAAUACGGGGCUGUACACUAUCUGGACAGCACGUUACAGGGAAGAUGGAGCUAAUCCCUCGUCUAAGAAGAGGGGACGGCGCGAGACAGGUGGUACCUGGUCCAAGCGACGUAGCUCGCAUUUUGGAGUGGCAACAGGAACAACAACUCCUGGCGCUCGCCCCUCUGCUACCAGGGAGAGCUUUGGCCCUAGGGGCGAUAAUUGGAAUACACCGGGCCUGUCUCAUUCGCAAUACUCUACCGAUGGAAUACCAGAUGACGACGACCUUGCCUCUAAACUGGGCCAGGAUUUUGGUGAUAUUGGAGUUCCACUGAAAACUUCAAGGCGGGUGAGCUCUCUGCUCGCUCGAGCCGACCUUGCGACUGGUCAAGAUAGGAUAACAUUCUCGGACCUUGCUACAGGAAGCCAAUCGAGCUCUAUUCCGCACGGAAACCUCCGACAGUCGAUAGGUGCUGCAAGCAGCCGCGGAAGCUUCGGUUUCAACCCUAGGGCUUCUCUACCGCCUGGAAAUGGCUCGGUAUAUAGCACAACCACCAGCUUCGUUGAUGCUCCGGUUGACAGGCUCCUGGAGGAGCUUAACAGUGAAAGUUUAUUUGAAGGAUUUGAGAACAUGGACCUCAAAGAAUCAGCAUCGGGUCUUCCCGAGGAGGUUCUGCUGUCAAAAGUUGAGAGCUUUUCCUCCCGGUUCUCUAACAAUUUUCAUACUCCAGUCAAGUCGAAGCCGUCCCGAAAGCCGAGGACUAUUACAAUAUGUCCCUCGGAAUGCACGGGCUCGCAGAAUGGGAAUUCAGCUGUUCUAGCUCUUUGUGUUGUAGACCAAGACGCCAAGUCGAUGACAGUUGUUAACUUACGAGCAGACAGGGUCUCAAUCCCGAAGAAAGAAUCAUUGUUUUCCAAGAGAAUGAAGGAGAGAAAAAGCCCAGAUGAGCGCUCGUUACUUGUUCAUGCGACCAGCGUACAGCACUUCUCAGGUAUAUGUGAUGCUUGUAAGAUUGUUGAUGGACAGAUUUCACGGAUCAUGACCUUGAGCACGACAGAUAACGGACAGCAAGAGCUUCUUUUACAAAGUCCUUGGAGCAGCCCAAUCACUGUUGAUGUGCCGAAGAAACUUCUGUUAUAUGAGCCAUACGGAGUCUCUCCCACUGCAUCUGUAAAUCGGCCGAGGGAAAGCGGUAUGCAUCGGCUCAUGACUGAUUCUUUCACAAUUACCGGUCUAGAUCACGCCACCAUUCAAGGGAAGGUUGACCUGAUCGAUUCCGAAAGGCGGAAGCAUAGGCUACAGAUCCAUAUGGAGCCUAGAAAUGAACUUGUGAAGAAUAUCUUUAGGACCUGUCGAUUUGUUUUGCCAGACUCAGAGAAAGCCGGCGACGGAAUGCUAGCAGCUUGGUGGGAAACAGUGAACUGGCUUCGCGAAAGGGAAACAACCGAAAAAGACCUCGAGUGGACCGCAAUGGUAGUGGUCCUGUUUGCAAUGGCAAUUCCAUUUAUUAAUAGUGACCAGUCACGGGCGCCUGCACAGCGCAUACGUAAAAAGAAAGCCCUGCUACGGUCAAGCAGCGGCAGCCAUGUGGACUUGGAAAGUUGGGAGACGAUGUUAGACCAAGAGUCAGGGUCUGCUGGUGUUGUGUCAUCAUGGAUAAACACCAGCUCCUGGGGUUGGGUUGUCGAACGAGAUGCUAGAGAAGAUCGCAGUACUUGCUUCGGGAAAAAGUCCAUGAAGACUGAGCAAACAGGCUCGAGCCGGCCAACAUACCGCAAGAAUACUUAUUUGCUCCGAUGUGCAGCUUUAACCCGCGAAUUCUUGCAAACUCCCAAGGGUAUCGCGGUUGUAGGUUCAGACGGCCAUCUUCCAACAGCGCUUUCUUACAGCCAGAGUCUACGACAGACCGCUCUGUGUACAAUACUUGUCGGGCUACAUCUACUUCGUGAAGAACAAAAGCUGUCGAUCUGUGAAAGCGAGGAGUCUCGCAAAGCCUUGGGUCUACUGGCUCCAGUUUUAGCACAAAUUGGAGGGUGGUUAGGAUGGAAGUCUUGGACAUGGGCCGAAGAUGCAUAUUAUGGCAUGGAGAUUGCUAGUAUUGACCGCUGGCAGUUCGAAGAUACCCGGAUUUCCAUGUUAGAUGUACCACAAGAGCUUUUUACGCCCCCUUCAGUCUUCAGUUAUGUAGAGACUGCGUGGCGUCAGUUUCCUUUCCCCCUUUUCACCCUUCUUAACCUGGUAACCGGGUCAGAACACACUCCGAGAAAGGGGAAAUUAUGGCAAGAAUGCUUUAUGCUCACCCCAAGAACACUGGCAUUGGAUGGUUUUCUCUCCGAAGUACAUAACGCCUCAACGUCUCUCGACCGGACAAAGCUUCUUCAUCGCUGGGGCUUCACUAGAAGUGUCAUUGAGACAUUCCCAGAGGGCAUCAGUAUUCAUUUGUACGAAGCCAUCAUGCAGUCUCAGAUGCAUGCUUCAACGUCAUGGGGCUCAACACUCCUAGAGCUAGUCGAUCGCGAAGAUCUAAGUAUAUCGAUGUGUACUUAUAACCCUUGCACGCCGUCAGCAUGGCACCCUGCUGUGUCGCAUGACGCGAUACGCGAUGUUCAUCAUAUUGGCGUUUCCUCCCUGGAUAUCGAUACGAUCAAUUCCUUCGAGGCAUCUGCCGAGGCAGAUAGGUUUUCCGUGACUAGACUAAUCUUUCGUGAGGACAAGCGUUUCAUCGAAGCCGCUAGGCUGCUAAAUCAGUCUAAACCCCCUGCAGCGGAGUGUAUCCCAGAGCCCGAUUGGAACGACUCGGAUUUACUAGAGGCGCAGAAAGAGCUGGUGCAACUUGUUACGCUUCGAACGUUAUCCAUUCCUAUAGGACGGGCUAUGCUAGCAUUCAGUGGGCGACUACCUCUGCUAACUGAGAAGCUCCCAAUUCCUUCAUUCUCGCUGCAGUGUAUCAUGAAACCUUCGAAUGUAACGAUAAGCGCGGAUCGGACAUCAUUUAGCGAGGAAAAGGUAUGCUGGGCCUUCUUUCAUAAUGGUGUUUCUACCGGUCUCGCAAUAUCGAGGAACUCCAGGGGUAUUGACACCUCGUGGAUUCUUUUUAACAAACCGCAAGAGCUAACCAAUCGGCACGCUGGCUUUUUGUUAGCCCUGGGACUCAAUGGCCAUCUGAAGUCUUUGGCGAAAUGGGUAGCUUUUAAGUACUUGACUCCCAAGCAUACAAUGACGUCUAUUGGUCUAUUACUAGGCCUAUCUGCCUCUUACCUGGGCACGAUGGAUACAUUAAUCACCCGGCUCUUGUCAGUCCAUGUAACGAGAAUGCUCCCUCUCGGUGCCGCCGAGCUGAAUCUAUCGCCGCUAACCCAAACCGCCGGUAUUAUGGGGAUUGGCUUACUGUACUGCGGCUCCCAACAUCGAAGAAUGAGUGAAGUGAUGCUAUCAGAGAUCGAAAACGUGGAUCAGGAGGAAACCUCCGCAGGUCGAGAAGAUUUGCGUGACGAAGGCUACCGUUUAGCUGCCGGGAUGGCUCUUGGUUUUAUCAACUUAGCGAAGGGAAAGGAUCUACGAGGGAUGCGAGACAUGCAUAUUGUAGAAAGACUGUUGGCCGUGGCGGUAGGGACGAAGAACGUUGACUUAGCACAUGUCCUUGACAGGGCUACUGCCGGUGCAACGAUUGCCCUGGCAAUUAUCUUCAUGAAGACGAAUGACAAGAUCCUGGCCCAGAAGAUCAAUAUCCCUGACACCACAGUACGCUACGACUAUGUACGACCAGACUUGUUCCUCCUUCGUACACUUGCCCGGCAUGUCAUCAUGUGGGAUAGUAUCCAACCCAGUGACGAAUGGUUCAUUCAAAACCUUCCAGGGCUUUACCGCCGCCGGUACCGUCUGACGGGAGUCCGGCGACUGAAAAGCGAGGAUAUGCCAUUUUUCAAUAUCAUUGCUGGUCUUUGCUUCACACUUGGUCUCCGCUAUGCGGGUUCUGCGCAGACAACAGUGCGUGACAUCCUCCUUUCAUAUCUUGAUCAGUUUAUCCGCAUCUGUAGACUUCCGGCUAUCAACUACGACGGGAAGCUCGCGAGGAAUUCCGUCCGGCACUGUCAGGAUGUCGUGGCGCUCUCAGCAGCAACUGUAAUGGCAGGGACGGGGGACCUAGCGUUGUUCCGCCGCUUACGCUCUUUGCAUGGGCGUGUGGAUGCUGAUACACCCUAUGGCAGUCAUAUGGCAGCACAUAUGGCGAUCGGGCUGCUUUUCCUGGGCGGAGGCAGUUACACUCUCGGCACGUCCGAUCUGGCUAUAGCGUCGCUCAUCUGUUCCUUAUACCCGGUCUUCCCGACAACAGUACUUGAUAACAAAUGUCAUUUACAGGCAUUCCGCCACUUAUGGGUUCUCGCUGCCGAGCCGCGCUGUUUCGUGCCCCGAGACAUUGAUUCUCGCCGGCCCAUAUCCAUUCCUAUCACAGUGACAAGCGCCAGCGGCAGUAGCCGAAAAAUCACCGCCCCCUGUCUCCUGCCUGAACUGGGCUCCAUCGCGAAAGUAGAAGUUCACAGCGCCGAUUAUUGGCCGCUGGUGCUUGACUUCACGCGCCACCCUCCUCUCCGGGAGAAAUUCCGACGCGGCGACCAGUCGGUCUAUUUACGACGAAAAGCGACAUACAACCCAACAGGCUCGUCUGCCUUUGUUUCGACAUUAGUGGGGCUCAGCGAAGCCCAGGACGUUCUUCCCUCGUCCACAACUGCAUCAAACCAUGGCAAGGGACUACCGCCAGCGGCAAGGCCAACCCUUGCUGCUCCGCUCACCGGAGUGACUGCUCCCACUCCUCCGUCCUCGCCAUCGCUGAGCAUGUGGGAGUGGAUUUUCAGCCUUAGGUCGCUCCAGGCGUUAGAUGUUCGUGAGAAGGCUCUCGUCUUACCAUCAUCUUUCCCAGCCCGUACUCGCACCCCAGGCACCAAUGUUGUCUCCUAUGCGCCAUGGUUACGACAGUCGGCGGUUGACAGUAAGCUCGUGAUUGAGAACACAGUGCAGGAUAUCAUCCGCACAGAACAAGGUCGUGGUGCACAUCCUGAUGAAAUUCGCGAUCGAAUCUGGCAAUUGCGGCUUCUGUUCAACUUUCUCGGCUUUCAUUCCGAUGAGAGCAUGCAAGAACUCGAAGAAGAGACUGGAACAUCGGAGGAUCUAGCCACAAGGAUGGCGAGCGAGUCCGAGGGACUGUGGCUACGGCGAGAUUUCGUAGAAGAGGCACGCUGGAAGAUCUUGGGCGUUCAGUCUGGUGAUUAUUUUUGAAGGUGUAUACUUAUGUUAUUACGCAUGAUAUGACUUGAAGGCUGAAUACGGAAAAACUGUUGGCCUUCCUCGUCCUUUUCUAAUGAUUUACAAUCCUGUCGUUCCUUCUUGUUAGGGUCAAGGUUUCUUUUAUAGCAUAGUCAGGAGUACAGUAGGUUACCGCAUGCCAAGCCAUGAGAGAUCCAAGAAACGUC
This is a messenger RNA of Aspergillus alliaceus, 6602 nucleotides long. Its product is annotated as anaphase promoting complex subunit 1. The transcript has a single exon. Gene Ontology annotation, molecular function: molecular adaptor activity. Gene Ontology annotation, cellular component: anaphase-promoting complex. Lineage: Eukaryota; Fungi; Ascomycota; Eurotiomycetes; Eurotiales; Aspergillaceae. Gene Ontology annotation, biological process: metaphase/anaphase transition of mitotic cell cycle; anaphase-promoting complex-dependent catabolic process; protein K11-linked ubiquitination. Bases 142 to 6408 code for a protein of 2088 amino acids. The record is from RefSeq and is a predicted model, not a curated record.